GGAAACUGUCUUUCUCUUCUCUCUGCUCGUCUCUGCUUCUUUUUCUCCCGCUUCUUGGCCAUGACCCCGCUGGACACCUUACUCUCUUUGCCAACGUAGAGGAGAGAAAAAGGACUACUGUAGCGGAGAGAGGGUAGAAGAGGGGACACCAGCGCGCACUUUGCCUCACUGAUGAGAGUCUGGAAAUUAAUUAACAGCCGCCGGCAGAGAGGGGGGAGCGCACAGAGGGGAUCAGAGUGAGGUGCAAGACGACAGCAAGGGGGCGAGUUGAUAGGUGUGACAGGAGCAGGCUGAGCAGGGAGGCUGAGACACUUUUUAGACACAAAAAGGACAAGUUAGGGUAAAGACGUGAGGGGGGGAUCAAGCCGCUCUGCUCUGCUCUCAUGCAUCCUUUCCUCUUUCAUUCAUAACACCAUCUUUUUUUUUCCCAUCCUUUCUUCUUCUUUUCUUGUUUUCUUUUUCAUGCAUGUCAGCAGAAGCACAUCAACCACAUGCUGAACAAUCAGCAGCCACUUCCACCACAGUGUAGCAAUUCUCAUUCUCAGUGGACGCUACUGAUUCAAAGAAGUUGAUUGGCUGAUGCAGGGGUGCUCUUACCUCCUGUCCAAGGGUACCUGCUCAGGAAUUUCUCAUGAGACCAGGUAGGACGUUUCAGGAUCAUUUUAGCGACCCAAAGCAGCUGGAGUGGUCGAGUCAGAGCCCUCUGGUGUUUUACCUGAUUGAACUGUUGAAGAGAUGAAACUGCAGACCAGUUUAUCUCUCCCAGCUGUGUUUGAGUGAUUACUGGGAUGUGCAGGUGUCUGUGUAUGUGUUGGGAUUAUGUCCUAAAUACACACUUAUACAGGUGUUGCAGCAGGAUUAUGCAAAGUCUCCUUCUGAAUAUAGUGGCUCUGCAGGAUUACUAUGAUCAAGUGAAUGGCAGCACAUGAUCUACCACAGAUUAACUCAGAUUAAGAGUGAUCUCCCUUAAUUAAAUCAGCCUUCCUGGGGAGUUAAAGGGGUUGCAAUUAUUAUGAGCUGAAGUGGAGGUAGGUCAGAAUAUCUAAAAAAAAUCCAACCCUCGAUGGAGUAACCUCUGGUCCCUUGUUGUGGACUUUUCUCAAACCAAAAGUGACUAUUGGUGACUUUAAAAGACUCGUUCAGCUUUUAUAAUGAGACGCUCGAGCACAGACGAGACUCCGUAUCGGCGUAGUCCAUCUCUGGACAGCAAACCAGACACGCCGCCGUUCAGUUCCGGGUUUCACCGCUUCAGCGGGGAGUUUGAGUAUAAGCGACCGCCCUUCGCGUUCGGCUUCCACACAACAAAGGGGCCGCAGUCGUCCAAGGGGCGCUACGCACAGGGGAAGAAGUAUGUGGUGUUUUACCUGGACCUUUCCUUCAUAUUCCUCCUAGAACUGCGGCGCUGCAGGAUGGCUGAGGGUUGCAUGAUGGCCCUGCGAUACGGAAUGGUGUUCUUCAACCUCCUCUUUUGGCUGGGGGGAUGUGGCAUACUCGGGGUGGGAGUCUGGCUCUCGGUGACCCAGGGAAACUUUGCCACACUGUCAUCAUCUCUUCCCUCCCUGUCGGCAGCCAAUCUGCUCAUCGCGGUGGGGACGAUCAUCAUGGUGAUUGGCUGUCUGGGCUGUGUGGGAGCCGUCAAAGAGAGCCGUCCUCUGCUGCUCACGUUCUUCAUCCUCCUCCUGCUCAUCUUCUUCCUGGAGAUUCUGUCCAUCAUGCUUUUCUUCAUCUACCAAGACGAGAUUGAUGACUACGCACAGAGGGAUCUGAAGAAGGGCCUCCAGCUGUUCGGCACGGAGGGCAACGUGGGUUUGACCAACGCCUGGAUGAUCGUACAAACCGAUUUUCGAUGCUGUGGUGUUACCAACCACACAGACUGGUUUGAAGUGUAUAACGCCAGCCGUGUGCCGGACUCCUGCUGCCUGGAGUACAGCGACAACUGUGGUCUGGACAACCCAGGGACAUGGUGGACAGCGCCGUGCUACGAGCGGGUGAAGGACUGGCUUAAUGAGAACCUUGUGGCACUUUGGAUCUUUGCUCUAUGUACAGCACUUACUCAGAUCCUGGGGUUGGUCUUCUCCAUGACGAUGUUCUGUCAGUCGGUGAAAGUAGAGACCUUUUACGCCUAGCCGUCGCCCUCGCUGCCCUUCAGCACGCUUGGAUUGUUUAUCAUCAAAGAGGGACAGAUAUAGACCCCCCCCCUCCUCCUCCUUCCCCCCCGCCGAACAGACUCUUCUCUCUGACGCUCGUCCUUUCUGUGACAUUCCCUCUCGGGUGACGUCUGUUCACAGUUUUCUGCUAACUAUCAACAAGCACAGUGUCAGUGUAAUACCUGAGUUGGUUCCUAUGGUUUGCUCUGUGUAAAAGCUAAUUUCUGUGAUACAUUUUAUGAAGCAGUAUUAUGAACGUGUAUAAAAAGAAAAAGUGUAACCUACCCCUUUUUUAAUAUGUGUUUUGUUUUAAAUUAUUUUAUGGUUUGUAUGUGUUUAUGAAAAUGCGAGCUACCGUUGGGAAGGUGCACAAAAGAAGUGCUGCAAGUGCAUGUCUCCUGCCAUGGUGUGUAUUAAA
Cheilinus undulatus (humphead wrasse) is the source of this 2565-nucleotide messenger RNA. It is a transcript of the gene tspan4a, whose product is annotated as tetraspanin 4a. Lineage: Eukaryota; Metazoa; Chordata; Actinopteri; Labriformes; Labridae. The record is from RefSeq and is a predicted model, not a curated record. The coding region runs from base 1152 to 2126 and encodes 324 amino acids. The transcript is spliced from 7 exons. Gene Ontology annotation, cellular component: membrane.